AGUAAAGCCACAGCGCAGAAGGACCGCAUUAUUCACUCGCUCUCUCACGCACCCAUCCACUCACUCCCAGACUGAGGAAACAGCAAAAACUAAAAGAAGAAAAUUCCUCUGCAAACAUGAGUUACUCCACUGAUCUCUACUCAUCCUCCAGCUCCUAUCGGAAAAUAUUCGGAGAGCAUCCGCGGGUCUCUUCCAGAAUGUCUUCGAGCAGCAGCCCGGUCCGAUCUGCCGGUUACCGACCCGGCCCGGCUCUGCACCACCGCAGUUACGGCUCUUCCUCAGUCGUCUCUUCCUCCGCUUUCCGAAAAGUCGGCGCAGGCCGCCCUACCUCCUACUCCGCUGGGCUGGGCAGCGCCGAUCAUUUCGACCUCUCCCAGUCCACAGCCGUCACCAACGAGCUCAAAAUCAUCAGGACCAACGAGAAGGAACAGCUGCAAGGGCUGAACGACCGCUUCGUUACCUUCAUCGAUAAGGUCCACAUGCUGGAGCAGCAGAACAAGGUCCUGGAGGCCGAGGUGACGCUGCUGAGACAACGCCACUCCGAACCGUCCCGGCUCCACGAGCUCUACGAACAGGAGAUCCGCGAGCUCCGGUCCCGGGUGGAAGAGCUGGACCACGAGAAGAGCCAGAUGCAGCUGGACUGCGUGCAAAUGAACGACGGGCUGGAGAAGCUGAAGGAGAAGCUGGACGAGGAGGUGAGGAUGAAAGAGGAGGCCGAGGCGACCCUCAAAGGGUACCGCAAGGACGUGGACAACGCCACCCUCACCCGACUGGAGCUCGAGAAGAAAGUGGAGUCGCUGCUGGACGAGAUCGCCUUCCUCAGGAAAGUGCACGAGGAGGAGGUCGGGGAGCUGCAGAGCGCUGUCCAGGCGUCCCAGGUGUCAGUGGAGAUGGACGUGAGCAAGCCAGACCUGACUCUGGCUCUGAAGGAGAUCCGUGCCCAGUACGAGAACCUCUCCGCCAGGAACCAGCAGUCGGCGGAGGAGUGGUACAAGUCCAAGACCGCCAACGUGACGGAGGCGGCGGUGCGUCACAACGACGCGCUCAGGCAGUCCAAGGAGGAGCUGAGCGAGUACCGGCGCCAGCUCCAGUCCCGGACCCUGGAGAUCGAGUCGCUGCGCGGCCACAACGAGGCUCUGGAACGCCAGCUGCGCGAGUUGGAGGAUCGCCACGGCAACGAGAUCAACGAACUGCAGGAAACCGCUCAGCAGCUUGAAAACGCUUUGAGGACAACCAAAGGGGAGAUGUCCCGUCACCUGCGAGAAUAUCAGGACCUGCUUAACGUCAAGAUGGCUCUGGACAUUGAAAUAGCAGCCUACAGGAAGCUGCUGGAAGGCGAGGAGACUCGUCUGAGCACAGUGGGAGGGGGGGGAGGAGGCAGCCUGCUGCAGUCAGGCUAUUCCAGCUACACGUCAGCCUCCCCCUUCGCUGGCAUGAGGUCUUACUCCAGCAGCACCAGCGCUGCCUACCGCCAGAGGAUGGCCAAACCGGAGGAGCCCGAGGAAGAGGAGGAGGAGGAAGAGGAGGAGGAGGGGGAGGAAGGACAGGGGGAAGAGGAGGAAAAACCAACCGCCCCCGCUGACAAAACCAGCAAGGAUUGACCGAAGAGCAACUACCAGAAACACCCCCCUUCCCACCCCACCCCCCCUUCACCUCCAUCCCACUAACAAAAUCCAAUAGGGCUACACAAACCGAUUUUUCGGAUCAAGCUCGCCACAUGGGAGAGUCGCUGCUGUCCAUCGGGCUGAUUUCCCAUUCAGAGUGAAUUGAGAAACAGCUGCCUGGGUUUGUGUGGGUCGCUGCUCUCCACAGUUAAGAAAAGCAGCGAUCGUCACAAACCCGAGCAGCUGUUUCUCAAUUCACCCUGAACGGUGAAUCAGCCCGAUCGACACCAGCGACUCUCACCUGACUGUCAAUCCCCUGAUUUCUGUGGCAUGCAAUGAAUGAUUACACCUCUGUCAGUGAAGCACUGUAAAUCACAAUCAAAUCACAAGUAUGAAGCUAGUUUGAUGGGCUCUGUAACUGACACUCACUCAUCCGCAAUUACACCAGAGGAAAGGGAGGCGUAUGGAAAUCUUUGCUUGAGUUCACAAUUGCUGAUUCAUUUAAAAUGUGUUUAUUUAUUUAUUUAGUGAUGCACU
Molecule: messenger RNA, 2141 nt
Organism: Polyodon spathula (Mississippi paddlefish)
Lineage: Eukaryota; Metazoa; Chordata; Actinopteri; Acipenseriformes; Polyodontidae
Product: low molecular weight neuronal intermediate filament-like
Exons: 4
Coding region: 117-1601 (494 amino acids)
Cellular component (GO): intermediate filament
Source: RefSeq, a predicted model, not a curated record